AGAUCAUCAACUACCUCCAUAACGCAUGCAUCGCCUACACGGCAGCGCGUAAGGUCAUUUAUCAAUUUGUCAUCCAUCCAUCAAGCAAACAGUAUACAGAAGCCAUGAGAAAGCAACCAGAAUGCAAGCGUAUUCACGAAAACGGACGCCGAGACGCUCUGUUUGUUCGCGAGGCGUAAAAAUACAAGUUCAAGCUGCGCGUACUUCCGUCUUUGGACAGAACAAACAUUGGGGCUACCCUGGAGCGUGUGUACGAGCGCUAGUAACUCUUCGGCGCACAAACUGAUCUACAAAUGAUCACGCAACCGUAUUCGCAUUGAGGCUAGCCAAGGCGGUCUCGCUGAAGGGCGGCGAGCACGAAUUCAAGGGAUUCGCAUUACUCUUCCUUCAUCCACCGAAGCCGCUCUUGUGAAGUGAAUUAACGGUUAUCGCCGAGACGGGGUCCCUAUUUCUCUCACCAUGCUAAAUCCAAGGGUACUAGAUGUUGCUAAAGAGAUCGACAUUCUAAACGGAUAUUUUGCGGCAUCCAUCAGCUGGGUAAAUAGUUUCACAAGGCGCCACCGGUUCUCCUUUUUGCGCGAAAACGCACCAAGGUCAAGAAGAUCUGCUGCUGCAAUUGCAAGGGUGAAGGCUUUUGCAAAGGAAGUUGCGAGAGUUAUAGCAGCGGAGGGCAUCACGGACAUCUUCAACGCCGACCAAACAGUGGUGUUCUUUGAGUCGCUGCCUAGGACGACGCUCACGCCAACGGGCUCCAAAACCGUGCGGUUGAAAUGUGGGAAGAAGGAAAAGGAGCGGAUGACUGCGGUGGUCAUGGGGGACGUGCACGGGAAUAAGUACUCGCUAUUUCUUGUGAUGAAGGCACUCCAUCCAGAGUAGCUGAGAUGGCUGCGGAGAACAAGCGUCUACGGCACGGGUUUGACCGUCGUGUUUGUAGUGAGAUUAGAGAGGUUCAAGAGCGAUAUGGUGUGCAGAUAUUCGGUAAUAAGACGGCGUGGUGGCCUGGC
Molecule: messenger RNA, 1004 nt
Organism: Phytophthora nicotianae INRA-310
Lineage: Eukaryota; Oomycota; Peronosporomycetes; Peronosporales; Peronosporaceae
Exons: 1
Coding region: 460-876 (138 amino acids)
Source: RefSeq, a predicted model, not a curated record